Messenger RNA from Harmonia axyridis, 5026 nucleotides. It is a transcript of the gene MED1, whose product is annotated as mediator of RNA polymerase II transcription subunit 1. Gene Ontology annotation, cellular component: mediator complex. The record is from RefSeq and is a predicted model, not a curated record. The transcript is spliced from 16 exons. NCBI's taxonomy places the organism in Eukaryota, Metazoa, Arthropoda, Insecta, Coleoptera, Coccinellidae. The coding region runs from base 145 to 4263 and encodes 1372 amino acids. Gene Ontology annotation, biological process: regulation of transcription by RNA polymerase II. Gene Ontology annotation, molecular function: transcription coregulator activity.
GACAGCUGCUCGCCUUAUGUAUAUCAACAUCAAUGUACGAUGUCCGACAAAUUUCCAUUAGUUAGUUAAAUUCUUAAAUGAAUUUUUUUAUAUUUAAUUUUUAUCUUGAUUUAGUUCGAGAAAAAUAAUCAUUCGAUCGUAAACAUGAAUCGGGUGCCUAAUGGAGGUGCUGCUAUGGCACAGGAACCGGAGAAAAGUAAAGAUUGGCAACUUGAAAUACUUAUGGAAAAAUUAAGAUCUAAAGCAGCACAAUACAAGACAUUACCUGAGAUUUCUAAAAGUGUUAGAAUGACUAUGCUGGAUAAAAGAUAUGCUGUAGAUAGUGUCGAAAAAAGUCAACAUCAAAAAUGUUUGGAUACCUUACAAUAUUCGAUGAAAGUUACUUCAUUACAAAGUAUGGUUGAAAGAUUAGAAAGUUUAACUAGACAACUAGGAUUGAAAUUUGUGGUUGGACCAUCAGACGUUCAACUUUUUAUAUCUUCUGAUAUGUUUUAUUUAGAAAUUUUAUUGGACACUUCAGGUAUAGUGCAGGAUGUUAAAGUACAUCAUGAAGGUAAAAAUGAGCAACAAAGCUGUGCAGAAUUAGUUAGCUGUUUAUCAAGAGGAGAUUUCCAAGAUUUCACUGCACAGUUAGAAGGGUUUGCUUCAAUUUACCAGCUAAACGCGGAGAAAAAAGUUAAGAGUAAAGCUUUCACAGCUUUGCAAUCUUUAGAAUCAGAUUUAAGCACUCUAGCUCAACUACAGUCUUUCAUGAAGGAGCCUUUUAAUUUAAUAUAUAAGUCCCCUGUUGGUAUCUUGGAAAAAAGGAAAGGUGGCCAUCCUAUGAAGUUGACUUAUUUUAUUUCACCUUAUGACCUAAUUAACAUUAGCAAGGGAGAAUUAGAACCAAUAAGUGUGGAACUGAUAUCUAGUAAAAACUUGGGGUACAGUGUUUCAGUUUGUAUGGAAGGUUCAGUUGCCCAUAAAUUACAGACAACUACUCUAAUCACUGUUAGUAGAACUAUGAAUGGUAAAAGUACCCCUUCAUUUGCUCCUCUGAGUGGGCAGAACAGUUCUGUUAUUCCGGCAACUUUCGUUCUUAAGUUGAAUAAACCAUUGCCUAUGUGCGUAGCCUUAGCUAGGCAGCUCCAAGUGGUCACAGAGCUUGAGUGGCUUGAUUUUUCUAAUAGGAGACCUCUUUUAGACUUGAUUGUUUGUCAAAGUAGUAAUGGCAAGAUGAGGUCAGAAAAUAAUAGAGGGCUUUUUGUGAACUUGCCAGAUCAGAACCACUGUUAUUUCAUGACGGAUAACAAAAAUGUAGAAGGGAUUCUUGUCAAUAGUAUUCCUUUUACUCAUCCAACUAAGGUAGCUCAGAUUUUGGUACUCUUAAGACAGCAGGCUCUCUUCAAUACUCUCAUCUCAAGUUGUGUCAGACCUAAAAGCCACCAGACGUUCGAGAACGUUUUCAUGUUGGAAAUAACUGCUCUCUCUUGGACACACAUAUCUAUUUCCCUAGAACAUCCGACAGAAGAAAGUAUGGCAACUGCGGAGAUGGACCUGUCAGACAUUUCUAGGUUAACUUGCAAGAUACAUACACCAGGUACUCCACCGCCACCUACAGCUCCAGAUACGGCCUCAGAGUUGGUUUCCCAAGUACUUAACAAAAGCUUCUCUAUUCCCGUGAUGAUACGGGCCAUCAUCAAAUUCUGGGAGAGGCAAUCCCUUGUUAGGAGGAACCACUUUGGACUCGGAAACAAUGGACAUGAAAAUUUUAGUUUACCCCUCGACUCCUGCGACCCAGGAGGUGGUAGUGGUCCCAAAGGAGGCGUAGGAGGACCUGGGGGUAGUAAUCUUCCGGAAUUCGAAGGCUUGGACGGUGGUGGCGGUAACAGAGUGAAACAGGAGCUUUGUCACACCCAGACCUCCAAUGUGAUGCAAAGAGAGAUGUUCUUGAACGAAAGUAUCAUGUCUAAUCCGAAUUUUCAGAAUUUCCCGUCUUCUGAGGGGGUGCUUGAACUGCUGGGAGCCCCAGGUAACGAAAAGAAUACCAAAAGAGGACAGAAGCGAUCCAGGAGUGGUGAGGAUUCCUGGAGGUCCAAGAGCCGGAAGACGGGAGAAGAAGAUGUUCUAUUAGAGAGCUCUAACAGCAGUGAUUCAACCUCAGGGAGUACAUUUCUUUCCCAUCAGGAUGCCACAGACUUGGCGAAUUCAAAUUCAGCCUCCUUGGGAUUUCAAUCUGAUUUAGAAUUGUCUGCUAUGGACUCUUCUGAAUUAGGAGGUAUGGAUAAGAAUGUGGAUUCAGACCGUGACGAUAUGGAGGAAGAAAUGAAUGAGAAAGUUAGACAGAAUUCUGAAGUCAAGUCUCCUAUGGAUAUGUUAUCCGAUUUAAAUGACAAAAACUUAGUACCUUCCAAUGUAAGCAUUACGCCAAUAACAAACACUGCCAGCCCCUCUUAUAUUCAAGGUGGUAUUUCUGAGAGACGUGCGUCUGUUGAACUAUCAUCUAUGAGUCCUUCUCCUUCAUCCUUAAUACCGAGCACAAUAACAAUCACUCCACUUCCCCAAAAGUCUUCAUCAGAAGAUAAAUAUAAAGAAAGAAAAAGUAGCAAAAGUAAAUCGGACGAUAAGAGUCGAAUGGAAAAAAAAAGAAAACGAAAAAGGGAUGAAAGUCCCAUGGGACCUCCAGAGAAGAUUCCGCACAAGCAGGAUCCACUUUCGAAGCCUGUUUCAGUCAGUAUUAAGCCAUCGGAGUCUCCUCCUCCUUCCCUUAGCACCCCUUCGUCUCCGGGGAUCUUGAAGUAUUCUGCAUCACCUACUCACAGAAGUAUUAGUGGAAAAUUGAGUCCUAGUUUGGCGAAACAAAGUCUGAAGGGUCAUCACAGUCCGAAACACAGUCCCGCUCAUAUUCCAAGUAGUCCAAAACAUAGUUUAGGAAUCUCCAGUCCCAAAAACCAUGGUGCCUCACCUAAACAUCCGUCAGCUAGUGGUUCUGGAAAACCCAGCAUGUCGACCUUGAAAAGUGCCACAAACUCGCCAAACAGUAAAUCCGAAUCAAAAACAAAAUCCGGUCCAAAAGAAUCGUCGAGAGAUAAGGACAAAAAACAAUCGUCGACUUUUCAGUCCACUAGCAGUAGUUCCAAAAACAAAUCGUCUUCGAAAAUCAAACCGACAGAUUCGAAUUUUAAUUCAGACAUGAUAACAUCUGCGGAGAAUCAGAUAUCUCCAGGGGCCGUUUCUGAUUCUAGUAGUAACCUAAACCAGGCAAGAAGAAAAGGUACGUUGUCAGCCAUAGUGGAUAAGUUGAAAUCUGCACAGCAUUGUGAGACAGGUACAGAUCUCUCAGGAAAGAUGAAUAACAGAAUAGAAAGGGACAGAAGUACAAGUAGUAGUCAAGUUUCUAAAUCCGGGGAUUCCAAAAGUACAACGACUAAAUCAGGAGAUCCGAAGAAUUCGGAAUAUAUGGUUAAGCCUAGUUCGGACGGUAUAAAGUUGACUAUUAACAAGACCCGUACCAAAGAUGCAGUCAAGAGUACUGGCACCAAAACUGGUCCUCCCAAAGUUCAUACAGGAUUGAAACCAGGCGUUAACAGUGGUCCUGCAUCCAAGAAGCCUCAGCAGCAGCAGCUACAGAAUCAUAAAACAACAUCCUCGCUUUCCACAUCUUCCAUGCCUACCUCUUCCAAAAACUCGCCUAAACUAACCCUCUCCAGUCCAAAAUCUUCCUCGAUAACUUCUUCCAUGUCUUCCAGCAACAAAUCAUCAAAAGCCAGUGCUAGCGGUCAAACUAAAGACAGGGUAUCGAAAUUGGGCAAGAGCAGUUCGGAAAAGUCGGUGUUUUCUUCCAAGGAGAGGGGAAAAUCAAGUCCCACCCCAAAAGAUGAGCCUGAUACGGCUUUCAAGUACAAUUCUUCUCUGAAGAUGGAAGGUUUGGUGAAGCAGCUGGAUAAAAAUUUUCAGAUUCCGAAGCUUUCCGCUAGGAUGGGGUCGACUCAGAUGGAUGACAAGAAAUCUUGUUCCAAGGAAAACCCUAACAACCUAAGUCGCAGUCCGUCAGAUUCGAAAAUUUAUGAUCUCAUGCCAAAAGGUGACUCCAAGUAUCCACUGGCCAUUCCAAAUAACAAGAUUCUGGAAUCGAUGGAAAGCAAAAUGAGGAACAGUAUUACACAGAACCCAUCCAUGAUGAACAGGAAGGACGAGGAGGACGAAAAUGGCCGAAGGGACCCUCUUGCAAUUUCCUACCCCAUUUCAAACUCAGUUUCCAAUAAGACUUAUGGAACCGGAUGAUGGAAGCGCAACUUUCUUCCCAGGCUCUUCAUCUGUAGAAAAUUGUGCCUUUUCUAUGGGUUUCACAUACCAAAAAAUGCAAAAUUACAAGACGAUUAAAGGGGGCUCAAAAACUGUUUAAAGAUGCUGUGUGCAUAUCUGUGGAUGGCUAUAGAUGCUUUGUUGCAGUUUUUAUUCGACUGUAAAACAAGACUUACCAAGUGAUUUAUGUAAAUAAUUUACAGGGUUCCAAGAUACCUGCCAAUCUGUACUUUCGCUCUAUUCUUUUAUAUGUUUACUGAUACUGUCUUUUCCUUCUGCUGAAAGUAGAAAACGUUUUCGAUUUUUAGUCUCGUCCACGGACCAACCUCUAAGUCUUUCGAUGAAAUCUGCAAUGGAUUUGGCUAAAUUCGUCGCACCUGAUACUCCACGAGACAAGAGGGAGACUAAGAAAGUAGGCAACAUGACAGACUGCGAUAUGUUGUUGGAUUUCAGCAAAGGGAGUGACGGUAGUAAAACAACUACAGCUCCCUAUCCUUCAUCGCCUUCUGUCAGUGUGCACAUAGUUAAAUCUCCUGCUCCCCACCCCAGUCCAAGAGCAAUCUCUCCACGAUUGGUAGAUGACGAGUUGGGGGAUGAGACAUAUGUGGGUUUGGGGAAAUAAUGCAUUGAUUGUGCCACUUUUUAGGUUAAUCAUGCGAUCUGUAUAUUAUCAAAUCAAAUUUGUAUAUAAUAUGAUUGACUUAAAUAGUUUAAUGAAUAAAAAUAUUGAUUAUUUAUUCAA